Aspergillus pseudonomiae is the source of this 870-nucleotide messenger RNA. RefSeq lists its product as uncharacterized. Gene Ontology annotation, molecular function: L-ascorbic acid binding; iron ion binding; procollagen-proline 4-dioxygenase activity. Gene Ontology annotation, cellular component: endoplasmic reticulum. The transcript has a single exon. The record is from RefSeq and is a predicted model, not a curated record. Lineage: Eukaryota; Fungi; Ascomycota; Eurotiomycetes; Eurotiales; Aspergillaceae. Gene Ontology annotation, biological process: peptidyl-proline hydroxylation to 4-hydroxy-L-proline. Bases 1 to 870 code for a protein of 289 amino acids.
AUGUUUCAUUCUCUCAUUUGCCUUCUUGUUGCUCUGGCCCAACGGUCACUUGCCCAGGAUUAUGCACUUGGGUCAACAUCGUUAUUUGGUUCUGAUUCGACCUUCGACACCGCCAUACCCGAAGAUCCCACUGCCUCGAUUGUUUUUGUUGAGCCGGAUGUCUCAUUGCGAUGCCCUAUCCAGCCCUUUCAGUCCUACCUGUUCAGCCAGAAUCCUCCAGUCGUGUACGUGGCUUCUUUUGUCAACGACGCUGAGGCGCGUCAUCUAAUUCAGAAAAGGUUUGUCAAUCUAAUAGCUACUGGUUGGACCUUAUUCCUUAUGUCUUACUUAUCUAGCGGACCAAACCUUGCCCCUGCCUUUGUCUAUGGCUUCGGCCAAACCCAAGUGGAUCAAAGCGCCAGAAAGUCCCUUACAGCCCUCCCCGAACGAGAUGAUGUAGUUCGCUGCCUUGAGCAACGCGCACGGAAAAGCCAGGAAUGGGAGCCUGGUAUGACGAUCGAAGCUAUUUCUGUGCAACUAUAUGAAGAAAAUGGUUUCUUCAGACACCACUACGAUGCUUUCGGGGGAACCCACAAACAGGACCGGAAAACCACGUUGAACGUAUUCUUGCAAGCGAACUGCACUGGGGGUGGCACGCACUUUCCCUACUUGCCAAGACCUGACGAUGAGAGGUGGUGCCAGUUUAUUGACUGUAACUCGGACCUGCCAGGUGUGACUUUCAAGCCCAUUAGCGGCAAUGCUAUCUUCUGGGAGAAUAUUCGACCGGAUGGGACUGUGUAUCCAGAGACUCUCCAUGCUGGCUUGCCCAUUCUGUCCGGAAGUAAGAUCGGAAUGAAUAUUUGGACCUGGACCAAGGAGCGCGGGUCCUAA